Messenger RNA from Cherax quadricarinatus, 1158 nucleotides. Lineage: Eukaryota; Metazoa; Arthropoda; Malacostraca; Decapoda; Parastacidae. The record is from RefSeq and is a predicted model, not a curated record.
UGCAAUAUUUUGUGACAGUGAAGACUCCUGGGAAAGUGAGGAUCUAGGCAUGAAGUGCUUGGCAGCAUCAGUGUUGGUGGCAGUUCUGGCUUCAGUGUCACCAAUGUCUUUCACCUCCGUCGUCUUGGAAGAGUGGGAAGCGUUCAAGCUUGAGCAUGGAAAAACCUACGAGAACGAUGUCCAGGAAUCAUUCCGCAUGAAGAUCUACCUGGAGAACAAGCGCAGGAUUGCCACACACAACAAACUGUAUGCUACAGGACACAAGUCAUACAAGCUUGGUAUCAACAAGUAUGGUGACUUGCUUCAUCAUGAAUUUGUGUCGACAAUGAAUGGUUUCCAGUGGAACCACAUUGGUAACUACAAGUCCGGCCGCCUCUACACUGGUGCAACAUUCACUGAGCCGGAUGAUGAUGUUAUCAUGCCAGAGACUGUUGACUGGAGGGAUAAAGGAGCUGUGACGCCAGUCAAGGACCAGGGUCGUUGUGGCUCCUGUUGGUCAUUCUCAGCUACUGGAUCGCUGGAAGGUCAACACUUCCGCAAGACUGGUCAACUAGUAAGCCUCUCUGAGCAGAACUUGAUUGACUGUUCAGCUAAGUAUGGUAAUGGUGGCUGUGAUGGCGGACUUAUGGACUACGCUUUCCAGUACAUUAAGGACAAUGGUGGAAUUGACACAGAGGAAGCAUAUCCGUAUACAGCUAAGGAGAAUAAGUGUUGUUACAACGCCAGUGAGUCUGGUGCUGAAGACACUGGCUUUGUUGAUAUUAGUGAGGGAAGUGAAGACGCGUUGAUGAAAGCUGUGGCCACUGUUGGACCUGUUUCUGUUGCCAUUGAUGCGUCACGUGAUUCGUUUCAGUUUUACCGUCAUGGUGUUUACGAUGAAGCAGAUUGUAGCUCCACCUACCUGGACCACGGUGUUCUGGUUGUUGGUUAUGGCACUACUGAGGAUGGCACUGACUACUGGCUGGUCAAGAACUCCUGGGGCGCCACAUGGGGUGAUAUAGGCUACUUAAAGAUGAUUCGCAAUCAUAAUAAUCAGUGUGGCAUUGCUACUGCUGCUUCCUAUCCUCUUGUAUAAAACAAGUAGAGACGCUAGAGCACUGGAAAUAUGACAUCUGUUGAUAACUGGAUGAAAAUUUCAAUAAACGUUAAUAGAGUUAA